Molecule: messenger RNA, 4000 nt
Organism: Oryzias latipes (Japanese medaka)
Lineage: Eukaryota; Metazoa; Chordata; Actinopteri; Beloniformes; Adrianichthyidae
Product: solute carrier organic anion transporter family member 3A1
Biological process (GO): sodium-independent organic anion transport; prostaglandin transport; transmembrane transport
Cellular component (GO): basolateral plasma membrane
Molecular function (GO): protein binding
Source: RefSeq, a predicted model, not a curated record
AUCAUCAGAAAAAUGUAACAAAAAACACCCCAAACUGCUUUUUUGUUCAUCUUUUAGAAAUUUAGUUAAAACUUUUGGACAACAUUCCUGUGUUUUGAUGAAACGACACAUGAACUCUGUUGCAUCUGCAUCAAACCUGGAGAGCACCGUCAAUGAUUGUGGGGGAUCCAGAGUGAUCAGCUGCUUUAUGAUCGAAAUGACUGUGAAAAGUGAUGGAAUCAGCUGGUUCCAAAUGAUUCUAGUAAAUGGAACAUAUUUUUUCUAAACAGACGUGAAAAACCAAAUACUUGAUAGUUUUGAAGGUUUUCAUUUGACAAAAUCAAAUGUUAUAUUUUCUAGAAAUAUUUACAUUUUCUGCACAUAUGUUCCUGUGAUAUUGACAUCUGUUGGUUGAUGUCAGUCAUUUCUAACGCACAAAAACGAAUUAAAUCAAAACCAAGAAUGUUAUUUUCCAAAGAGGCCUUUAAGUGACAGUUGUCUGAGCUUCCUCUCUAGUCUAAAGGGACCACAUCAACCCUUUUUAUCCGCAUUGCUGUAGGUCAGAUGGGUUUGUUGGUGGGGGGUUCUGAAGGUUCUUGGCACGGAGCUGUGGACCGACAGGCUGCGCGGGUGGAGGAGCGAGGAGGCAUCACGUUGACAGAGAGGCAGAGGAGCCGAGAGUGUGAAGAUGCCAUGAUGAGAUUCGCGUUGGGGGAGGAGCGAAGCUGCAUCUCGGAACCAGACUGCGUGGAGAGCAUCACCAUCCGAGCCGGAAGCCCGCGCUCGCUGAGGAACCAAGCCCGCCGCACGCCGUGACGGACUGCGCCGCAGACGCCACCUGCGGGGACGGGCUGGAGAUUCACCGUUUUCCUCUGCAGUUUUUGCUCGUCACCGUCGGAACCAGAUGUUCCAACCCGGUCCUGACCCGUGCUGUUUCACGCCGUCCGGCCCCUGCGGACCCUGAGCCGAAGGAUGCAGGUUAAAAGCCAGAUCUGCGCGGAGAGGAGCAGCACUGACGACCCGGAGCAGGAUGACAGCGAGAAGAAGACCUCGUGUUUUUCCAACAUUAAGAUCUUCCUGGUGUCGGAAUGCGCGCUCAUGUUGGCGCAGGGCACCGUGGGCGCGUACCUGGUGAGCGUUUUAACCACUCUGGAGAGACGCUUUAACCUCCAGAGCGCUGAUGUGGGAGUCAUUGCUAGCAGCUUCGAAAUUGGCAAUCUGGCCCUGAUCCUGUUUGUCAGCUACUUUGGCGCCAAAGCCCACCGGCCUCGCCUGAUCGGCUGCGGCGGGAUAGUCAUGGCGUUAGGAGCGCUAUUGUCAGCUCUGCCAGAGUUUCUGACCCAUCAGUACGAAUAUGAGGAAGGGGACUCGUGGCACGCCGAAGAUGGCCGGGAUGUUUGUUCCAACAAGUCCAGGUCAGAAAAUCAAGACUCUGGGUUUAACUGCGCCAACCGAGCCAACACCAACAAGAUGUACCUUCUGCUGAUUGGAGCGCAGGUUCUAAUUGGUAUUGGAGCCACACCCGUCCAGCCUCUGGGAGUGUCCUACAUCGACGACCAUGUCCACAAGAAGGACUCAUCGCUUUAUAUCGGGAUCUUAUUUUCCACGUUAGUGUUUGGCCCCGCCUGUGGCUUCAUCUUGGGUUCAGUCUGCACCAAAGUCUACGUUGAUGCCGUCUUCAUCGACACUAGUACACUGGACAUCACCCCAGACGACCCUCGCUGGAUCGGGGCCUGGUGGGGCGGCUUCCUCCUGUGCAGUGCCUUACUCUUCCUGUCGGCCCUCUUCAUGUUCGGCUUCCCCCAGGCUCUGGACGAGGAAAUGGAGGCUGGAGGGGAGAGCGAGCAGGCCAUGCUGCCCCCGUCUUUGAGCCAGGAGUACCGGGGCUCCAAGUCCAACGGCAGCUUUGACAUGAACAGUGGGCUGUCGGUGUGGCAGCACCUCCGGGUGAUCCCGCGGGUGACCAGGCACCUUCUGUCCAACCCCGUGUUCAGCUGCAUUGCGCUGGCAGCCUGUAUGGAGAUUGCAGUGGUCGCUGGCUUUGCCGCCUUCUUGGGGAAAUACCUGGAGCAGCAGUUCAACCUGACCACCUCCUCAGCCAACCAGCUGCUAGGCAUGACUGCCAUACCCUGUGCCUGUCUGGGCAUCUUCCUCGGGGGGCUGCUGGUGAAGAAGCUGAACCUGUCAGCUCUGGGGGCCGUCCGCAUGGCCAUGCUGGUUAACCUGGUGUCCACCGCCUGCUACGUCUCCUUCCUCUUCCUGGGCUGCAACACGGGACCGGUUGCCGGGGUGACGGUGGCCUACGUCAAUGAGACGCUGCAGACGCAGCAGCCGCUCGAGUCGCCGUGCAUCAGCAACUGCAACUGCUACACGGCAUCGGUGAGCCCCGUCUGCGGGUCCAACGGAGUCACCUACCUGUCCGCCUGCUUCGCCGGCUGCACCAAAGCGAACCUGACCAGCUGCACCUGCGUAUCCAGCAGCAGCGAGGAGGCGGUGGCUCUGCCGGGAAAGUGUCCCAGCCCCGGCUGCCAGCGGGCCUUCCUCACCUUCCUGUGUGUGAUCUGUGUGUGCAGCAUGAUCGGGGCCAUGGCUCAGACCCCCUCUGUCAUCAUCCUCAUCAGGACUGUGAGUCCGGAGCUGAAGUCUUACGCCCUCGGAGUUCUGUUCCUGCUUUUAAGGCUGAUAGGCUUCAUCCCUCCCCCUCUGAUCUUCGGGAUGGGAAUCGACUCCACCUGUCUGUUCUGGAGCUCCGUCUGCGGCGAGAAAGGAGCCUGCAUGCUCUACGACAACGUGGCCUACAGGCAUCUGUACGUCAGCAUCGCCAUCGUCCUCAAGUCGUCGGCCUUCGUCCUGUACGCCACCACGUGGCAGUGUCUGAGGAAGAACUACAGGAAGUACAUCAAGAACAGCGAGGGCUACCUCACGCCCACCGAGCUGUUCGCCUCCAACGUGACUCUGGACAAUUUGGGCAAAGAGAUCAGUCAGAACCCGACCAGCAGAACAAAGUUCAUCUACAACCUGGAGGACCACGAGACCUGUGACAACAUGGAGUCGGUUUUAUAGUCAUUCACGAUCUGAUGUGAAGCGCUGCAAACCGUCAGAGCAUCAUCCUCAGCGAGGUCCGGAUCUCCACCUCAUCCCAUCCUCCACAUUUACGUCAGAUCUUUGACGGCAGGCUUGACGUCGACAGCAAUAAAGGAAGAGGCGGUCCUUCUCACAAACCAAAAUAAAAGUCCCCCAUCGUCGUAAGAGCCGAGCUUUAUUAGACAGGUUACCUCCCUGUUGUGUUUCUCAGGUUUGAUUACUAGAAGAUUACUAAAAGAAUGGAAGUAAAGUAAUUCUAAUACAAAAUAUAAUAUGGGUUUAAAAAAAACUGCACAUUUUCAUAACUUUAGAAAUGGAAUCAGAAAGCAGCAAAAAAUUACCCGAAGUGAUGCUGUUUUGUGAUUCUAUCAGUGAAGAAUCAGUAGCGACGUUUAGAUCAACACCUUUUAACAAGUGACCCAAAUCAAAAGCAAAAGUGACUUUCCUUAUGGAGGUCGUGUUUUGGUAUUGGAGACCAACUCAACUUUCAUGUUUUAGGCGGUUCAAUGGUGCGUUGUCCGUUCAUUUGAAUCCCCUCCUGUGAUUUUUGUUAAGAGCUAUUAUUCAAAAACAUUGACUAUAUAUGAGAACUGGACUGAGUUCCAAACAGGAAGUACCUGCUGGUUCCAAAAAGCCAAAAUCCCAUAGACUUCUACGUAGAAAUAAACAGCUAUUACUAUUUUCUCUUGUAGUGCAAGUUAUUCAAGUUGUAAACUGACCAAUUAGAUGCCUCAAUAAAAGUAGGUGGAGCCUGCUGGGCCCCACGUUCAAAACGUUUUCGUGCAGCUCGCUUUCAAGUGUGGACUUCCAACAAGUUUAGGUAAUUGGCAAAGGGGGUUGCCAUAUUAACAAUCACUCAGACCAAUUUGGACCAAUCACUGCUUACUGAUAACGUCCAGCUCCAAACAUGGCGUCCGUAUCGCAAAAAAAAAAAAAA